CAAAACUACAACAAGCUUCUGAUGUCAACAACGAAAAAAAGUCAUCAUCUGACGAAAUUUCAAUACCUCAUUUUGCAGUGUGAAUCAUUUUAUGCUUGACAGAUAGUCUGACUGAUAAACUGAUAGCACUCGAAGCGUAGUAGGGUUUUCCAGUGUCAAAUGGUAUUUUUCAAUAGUAGCUCGCACAAAUUGUUGUUUCACUAGCCUCGACUGCAAUCAAACCCAAAAUGUCUUCGACUAUUACUGCCGUAAAUGUCGAUGGCAUCCAAUUCGAUCGCAACGAUUUUUUGGGGAGCGGUAGGUUCGGUUCAGUGUAUCGUGGUACAUAUAAAGGUCAAAGUAUAGCAGUCAAACGAAUUAAGAAGAGAAGUGACGGGUUUCCAUCAAUUGAGGAGUUAAAAGUUUGGCAGCAGUUAGACCACCCAAAUGUUGUAAAACUUCUUCACUACGUAAGCGAUGACGAUGACGAUUUCACUUAUCUCGCUUUGGAAUUGUGCGACGCAUCAUUGGAUCAGGUGUUUCUGAAUCAGGACGAUCCUCGAAAAUAUAAAGGACCUGCCUUAACAAAUCACGUUGAGGUUUUCUCCCAGUUAGCCUCUGGUCUCGAAUAUAUUCAUUCAAAGAAUCUGGUCCAUGGAAACAUUAAACCGGAAAACAUUCUGAUUUCUGUGAAACCUACUGACUGUGGCGAUAAGGUAACCAUCAAGUGGAGUGACUUUGAAUUUUCCAAAGCUGUCGACGAACGGGAAACAUUCACAACGAGUGGAAUCAAAGGAGGUCCACUUUGGUUCGCCCCCGAACUGUUCAAAAUGUUUGGCGAAAACCUUAGCCUAGAAAAAACCAGCAAGGAAGGCGAUGUCUUCGCAGAAGGCCUCGUCUUCGGUUACAUUCUCAUAAAAGGAAGACAUCUCUACGGUGAGGAUAGUCAUUCAAUCAUGGAAAACCUCAAGGAUAACAAACCAGUUUAUAUAGAUAAAAUUCACAAAAAUCAUUGGGCCCCUAAUUUGAUAGAAUACAUGGUGACUAAGCCACCUGCUACUAGAUUGACAUCUAAAGAAGUCCAUGUUCGACUUCAAUACAUAAAAAUAAGACUUGUCGAGGAAGAAAAAAAGCUGCUUCAGCAGUUUGAAAGGAAGAAAUCGGAUUUUAUGAAUUUGAUCAAAGAUUUCAGCCAACGUGGUUUGGACGUGAACGCAAAGAGCCAAUCCAAAAAGAACGCACUCCAUUUUUUGUGUGGAUCCAAUUCAACACCAAACUUAACCGAUGCAAUUCGACUGUUGGUCGAACUCGGAAUCGACGUGAACGCAAAGGGCGAAUACGAAAGGAACGCACUCCAUUUAUUGUGUCUAUACAAUUCAACACCAAACUUAAUCGAUGCAAUUCGACUGUUGGUCGAACUCGGAAUCGACGUGAACGCAAAAGACAAAUACGAAAAGAACGCACUCCAUUUUUUGUGUGGAUCCAAUUCAACACCAAACUUAACCGAUGCAAUUCGACUGUUGGUCGAACUCGGAAUCGACGUGAACGCAAAGAGCCAAUCCAAAAAGAACGCACUCCAUUUUUUGUGUGGAUCCAAUUCAACACCAAACUUAACCGAUGCAAUUCGACUGUUGGUCGAACUCGGAAUCGACGUGAACGCAAAGGGCGAAUACGAAAGGAACGCACUCCAUUUAUUGUGUCUAUACAAUUCAACACCAAACUUAAUCGAUGCAAUUCGACUGUUGGUCGAACUCGGAAUCGACGUGAACGCAAAAGACAAAUACGAAAAGAACGCACUCCAUUUUUUGUGUGGAUCCAAUUCAACACCAAACUUAACCGAUGCAAUUCGACUGUUGGUCGAACUCGGAAUCGACGUGAACGCAAAAGACAAAUACGAAAAGAACGCACUCCAUAUUUUGUGUCUAAACAAUUCAACACCAAACUUAACCGAUGCAAUUCGACUGUUGGUCGAACUCGGAAUCGACGUGAACGAAAAGGGCGACACAGGAAUGAACGCACUCCAUUAUUUGUGUCUAAACAAUUCAACACCAAACUUAACCGAUGCAAUUCGACUGUUGGUCGAACUCGGAAUCGACGUGAACGCAAAGGACGAAUACGAAAAGAACGCACUCCAUAUUUUGUGUCUAAACAAUUCAACACCAAACUUAACCGAUGCAAUUCGACUGUUGGUCGAACUCGGAAUCGACGUGAACGAAAAGGGCGACACAGGAAUGAACGCACUCCAUUAUUUGUGUCUAAACAAUUCAACACCAAACUUAACCGAUGCAAUUCGACUGUUGGUCGAACUCGGAAUCGACGUGAACGCAAAGGACGAAUACGAAAAGAACGCACUCCAUUAUUUGUGUCUAAACAAUUCAACACCAAACUUAACCGAUGCAAUUCGACUGUUGGUCGAACUCGGAAUCGACGUGAACGCAAUGGACGAGAUGAAAAGGAAAGCGGUCAAUUUCUUGAGAGAAUAUCGGAGAAAAGAAGAACGGCAGAAAUAUGAAAAAAGGGAAGGACAAUUCGUGGACGAGGCCAUUCAAUUCCUAGAGAACGCAGCUAUUACUGAUUUCUCUAAACUGAAAUAUGGAGAAUAUAAGCAUGACAGAUUUAAGUUCGUUGAAGAGGAAGAAAAAUUGCAUCAAAUGGAUCCUCAAGAGUUUUCAUCGGUUCUACCGGGAAUAAGCGGAGUAUCCAUUCACGACGAUAACGUGAUUACAAAGGACAAGGGUAAAAGGAAUGCACUCCAUGUUUUGUGUCAAAGCGAUUCAAGCUCCAAUUUAAUCAACGAAAUAAAACGCUUGAUCAAAAUCGGGUACAAUGUGAAUGAUAAAGACAAGGACGGACGGAACGCGCUUCAUUAUUUGUGUCAAGACAAUUCCAGUUCCAAUUUAGUAGAGGCAAUUAAACUCUUUAUCGAUACCGGAAUCGACGCGAAGGAAAAGGACAACGAUGAAUGGAACGCACUCCAUUAUUUGUGUCGAUUUAAUUCAAGCUCAGACUUGAGGGAUGCAAUUCAAAUGUUAAUCAAACACGGAAUCGACGCGAACGAAAAGACAAACGAUGGAUGCAAUACGCUCCAUUUCUUGUGUCAAAACCAUUCAACCUCGAACUUCAUAGACGUAAUUCAAAUAUUAAUCCAACAAGGAAUCGACGUGAAAGAAAAGGACAAAAAUGGAAGGAAUGCGCUCUUCUUCUUAAUCAGAAACAGCAAUAUGGAUAACCAUUUGAAAUCGAACGUCUUCAGAUUUUUAAUCCGACACGGGAUUCAAGUACAUAGCGAAAACGAAGAAAGUUGCAAUUUAUAUCAAGACUUUUUCAAAGAAAACGAUAAUUGUGGAAAAAUUUGUUUUGAUUUCCUGGUAAAAGAAGAAAUUCGUCUGGGAUGGCACGACGCAUGUGAAAAUUGCCAACAAAUACUGUCCAUUACAGAAAGUCCCCGAGUGCGAUUACAGCACCACCAAAUGUUUAGCAGCUGCUACGGAGUAUUUCACCUUCUCAUGAAACAUUUAGAAAAAUGGGCAAAAUCAAACCAAAGACCUGGGGAAUCAGAGCUGGAUAUGAGCAAACCAACAAAAUGGCUGCGCGAAAAAGCAGAACAAUACGGUGAAAGUGAAACCGGAAAAAGCUUCAAAGAAGAUUUUGAAGUCAUGGCUGACGUUAGUGAACAAGUAAAAAAAGGGAGCAACUCGAGUGAAUUCAAUUGUGACCACUACGAACGCUAUUUGAGAUCCAUGUAUUCGAUAGCGGAAAUGACUGACGCCAAAGAGUCAAUGGGACAAAACAAAUGGUUUUAUCUUUUGCCUUUUGAUUUCCCUAUUGAUUAUGGUGAUGAAAAAGAAUCAGACAUCAAACGAGCGAAAAUGGAAUGGGACAGGACGCUUUUCAGCUGGGCACACAAAGAAACUGACGAAUAUUACGGCACGUUUAUGAAAGAAGAUGCCAACGACGGCUUUUUCCUGCCCAAAGAGUUCAAACACAAGUGCCAUGAAAUCGAUGGCAAAUCACAAAACCAUUACGUGGAGCAACUCUUUAGGGGGAUGUUGGAAACCAACGCCAACAAAAGAAUGACAUCGUUAGAGAUCGCUAAGCAAAUGAAAUCCAUCGAAAAUAAGCUUUAUGAAAAAGAAGAAGAAUUGCGUCAACUAUGUGCUACUGACUCUUCUCCGGCUCUAGUGCAAAAAAUCAGAGACAUAACUAGCCUCGGAAUCGACGUGAACGCAAUGGACAAGGACGGGCGGAAUGCACUUCAUUACCUGUGCCAACACAAUUCCAGCUCAACAUUAAUCGACGCUAUUAAGCUCUUGAUUGAACUAGGAAUUUGCAUCAUGUCCAACGGCCACGACGCAAGAACUAUAUUACGCCAACAUUAUAAUAAAAGCGACAUAGAAGAAAUCAUAGAACUACUUGACGAAGCGUGUUCUUUGUUAGCUUAAGUUUGCUUUUCCUAAGACUUGCAGGGUUCUUGCAAUCAUUUUUGUUCAGAGAAAAAGAGAAAUGAUGUAGGCAGACGGACUUUAAGCGAUUUGGGUCCCACUGCUACAAAAUAACCCCACACCUUGCAAAAUGAAGCUGGCCCAUGUUUAGAAGUGAAGUUCAUGUUUCACAUUGAUUAGAAUUUUUCCUUAACUGAUUUGUAGUUUUCCCCCUUAGUGUGGCGGUCUAAAAUACACUAGUAAGACAUA
Daphnia magna is the source of this 4670-nucleotide messenger RNA. RefSeq lists its product as uncharacterized. Gene Ontology annotation, biological process: protein phosphorylation. Gene Ontology annotation, molecular function: protein binding; protein kinase activity; ATP binding. The transcript has 8 exons. Lineage: Eukaryota; Metazoa; Arthropoda; Branchiopoda; Diplostraca; Daphniidae. The record is from RefSeq and is a predicted model, not a curated record. Bases 228 to 4421 code for a protein of 1397 amino acids.